This is a messenger RNA of Drosophila nasuta, 2960 nucleotides long. It is a transcript of the gene lobo, whose product is annotated as coiled-coil domain-containing protein lost boys. Gene Ontology annotation, cellular component: motile cilium. The transcript has 9 exons. Lineage: Eukaryota; Metazoa; Arthropoda; Insecta; Diptera; Drosophilidae. Gene Ontology annotation, biological process: flagellated sperm motility. The coding region runs from base 159 to 2843 and encodes 894 amino acids. The record is from RefSeq and is a predicted model, not a curated record.
UUUGAGUUAUUCGUCAAAUUAAGUGUUUUACUUAUUACUCAUUUUUAAACAUACUCAUAACUGUGUAAUUCACCAAUUUUCCAUGGUUGUUAAGGCAACAGCACUAAAUUGUAUUGCGAAUAGAAAACACAAAAGAAGACGAAUUUAACAGUCGCAGAAUGCCGAAAGUGUUAUUCCAAAAAUAUAAAAAGUUCUCCGGGAAUAUAGAUCCGAGUAAACAUGCUGCCAAAUUGAAGGAAAUCGAGGAGCGCCUCAGUGAAGAUGGCGAAUAUUCAUAUCCCAUGGAAUAUGAAUAUGAAAUGGAAGAAGCAGAGACCGGCUCGGAGGGCGUGGAAACCGAAAUGAGUUUAUCAGAAGGAGAGCCAGCAUUGGAAAUUGGCAAAAUAGAUCUUUCCUUCCCGGAGACUACCGAAGAAUUUCAAAAUAGCCCUCAAUGUUUUCCUCCUUCUUACUACACAUUGUCUCCAAAGGAACGUCUUUUGCUGCUCUACGCGGAAAACUUUCGCAAACAGUUUGUUCUAGGUCAUCCAAAGCGUAGAGCCAUGGUCCUAGCACCUCCUAAUGAAUGCAAUGUGCAGAAGUUUGUUUGCACUACAAUAAGACCGACGGCAUUCGCCUAUUCAGAGCUCAUUUCGAGUGUAGAGGAAAUUGCUAAAUUCGUUGCCGACUUUGUGCAGUACGAGCCAAUGGAGGAUCCCAUAAAUCUGCCCACUCGCUUGAUAUCUCCGGAUACUCUGCUGCGCAAACGUCGUGGAAACUCCUAUGAAAUGGCCACGUUGCUGGUGAGCAUGCUAAUUGGAGCUGGUCAUCCGGCAAUGGUUGUGUCUGGAGUUGCACGUGGACAUACGGUACGCAACGAGCAGAACAAUGUGCCGUAUCCGUAUCCCAUCGAAGAGGUCAAAGCCGUUGAGGAGGAGCAAGAGAACGAGGAGAAGAGUGCCAAGUACAAGCUGCGGCCGCUGCCGGACUUGGAGAGUCAUCUUGAGGAGGAAAUGGCAGAAGUCCAUAGACAGCGAGCUGAAGCUCAGAACCGACAUGAGCAGGAGCAGUUGCGUAAGCAAAUGGCGGAAAUGGAACUGAUGGCUGUCGAUCGAUAUCACUAUCGUCGCUCCCACGCUUGGGUUGUGAUUAUCAACAAUGCACCGUGGAGCAUUAAGCCAAAGAUAACUUACACCGAUGUGAACGGUGAUGUUGUGGAGGCUCCACCCAAGGGCAUUUUCAUUGAACCUUCAACGGGAUUUAUCUGUGAAACCAACUGCAAGCAAUACAUCCUAGUAGACAGCAUCUGGAAUCAGUAUAACUACUAUGUGAACAAGCAGAACUAUCAACGAGUCGGCGAGCUGCGUUGGGAUCUGCGAGAUCUCAACGAUUGGGAGCACAUGCUGCCCGGAGAGCCGCCAGAGAUGCGUAUCUACAACAUGGAAUCGGAUGAGAAUAUUGCAGAUGGGGAGCACGAUGUGAAUGAUGAGAAGCAUCUGGAUGCCAUUUGCAAUUGGGUUAACAGGCUGCAUAUUGGAUUAGCAGACUAUGAACAGCGCUUUCCACGCUCCGAGAAGAAGGUUCAGUAUAAAGGAGCUAUUCACGAAAGAUUCUCACCAUAUUCCCAACGUGAUGGCAAAGUAAUGCAGUUGACGGUGUUCGACGAUGACCAGUGCAAUGAGCCCAAGAUGCGCUACGAAUAUUACAAGAAUCGCUUUGAUCACAUGAAGCAUCUUAAAUAUAACUAUGAAACGGAUUUGUUUCAAGAACAGUUUGAAAAAGGACGCGAUGACAGCUUAGAAUGUAUGGAAUACUAUUCGGACGUUUCGCAGCCUAGGAAGUUGUAUUUCUGCGCCAACUCUAGACUCGACUCUUUGGAAACGGUGGAUCUGAAUCCAGGGUUAAUUAUAUUGCACUAUAAGGACCGCUCUGACAAUUGCUGGUAUAAAGAGUUCCAGUUUAAGCCCAAUGGUGGAGUGCUUAAAAAAGUAUUUGAGAGGUUUCACAAGAACGAGGAAAAUGAUAUUGGCACCAACGAUUUCGCUAGUCGUACAUUCCUGUUUCAGCAGAACAAAAUUAUACUCAAGUUCCAUUACACUUUUGGCGCCUUGACUGCCACCACAGUGGAGUUUACAAAGCCGCCCAAACCGGAUUAUGGCAAGGAAUUGAUUUAUGAUGAGAAGCUAACAAAAAUAUACAGGGCGAAUCCUUUGGAUCCAGUUCGCACUAAUCUCGAGUUGUACAAGAUUUUGCUGGAGCAACUGCAGGCAGAGGAUCAAAUACGAAAGCAGUUUGAAAAGGUUCAAGACGAUGUGAACAACAUCUUUGAUCUGCGACGAUGGGAAAAACAAGAGCCCAAGCUAAAGUUCAGUCUUUUCGACCCACUUCGCAAUGGAGCCGCCAGAGAAAUUAGAAUGCAAUUGUAUGAGCAGGAACAGCAGCAUAAGAAAGAAAUGGCUAGUAAGCCAGCAGAUUUCUUGGCUCCAUAUUUGAUACCUUACAAGGACCAGGAGCAGUUGACUCAAGAACAAUCCAUGGGGGCAUAUAAUGCCUGUCUAAACGAUUUGAAAACUCGCUUUGUUGUUCUACUCAACAAUCUGCAGCGACAAUAUGAAGACCUGACCAGCGAGGCAAAGUCCUUGAAUCGUUUCCUCAACAAGUUUGAGAAUCAAUUCGACAACUUUGACUACAAUCGACUGGUACAACAGGCCAAGGACUUGGAAUUGAGAAAACGUAUGGUACAACAGCGUCUGACUCUGACACAUCAGGAUUCUCAGAAGAAGUACGAGUGGGUUAAAGCUUCCCUGCUGAAGGAUCCACGACUCAAUCUAAAGGGAGAAGAAGAAAAAUCAUCCGACGACUGAAAAACUUUUAAAUCAGUUUAAGACAACUGAGAAACUCUUAAGCUUAUAAGAAAAUUUUGUUUGAGAUUUGGGAAAUGUUAUUUGCAGCGUGUGAAAAUUAAAAUUCAAAUAAAAAUA